CAGAGGAAGACGAUCGCGAACCAAGAGAACAACCAAGCACUACCCAACCCAGCAGUACAAGGGAAAUCCUAUCAACCGACGCCAAAUAUGAAGACCAUCCAUAUGGUACUGCUCCUAGCCAUGGUCCUCGUCGCAUCAUCGUCAGGCGGCAUGGCGGGCAAGGCAGUUGGGCCCCAGUACUUCCAAGACACUUGCUCGGCGGUGAUCCCGACGGGUACCAAGUGCGAGGCGGCCAAGUGCAAGGCGGACUGUGCGCGCCAGUUCAAGGGCGGAGUUGGUGGUUGCGCCGCCCAUGGUUGCCGGUGCAUCUACACCUGCACCUUCCCAAGUAGUAUGUGACCUUGAUGUAGCGACCGGGGCUGGAUGCUGACCAGUAUGAGAAGAGGGUCAUAUAUGUGCUUGUUAUUAUUCUUGAAAUUUAAUAUAAAUGGAAAAGGAAAUGUUAUGUAGUA
Triticum aestivum (bread wheat) is the source of this 452-nucleotide messenger RNA. Its product is annotated as defensin-like protein 124. The record is from RefSeq and is a predicted model, not a curated record. NCBI's taxonomy places the organism in Eukaryota, Viridiplantae, Streptophyta, Magnoliopsida, Poales, Poaceae. The transcript is spliced from 2 exons. The coding region runs from base 88 to 339 and encodes 83 amino acids.